CUGCACAAUGAUUUCACCUUUUUAAAAUCAGUAUUCCUCAUUUUCUUUUUCAGGAGAUCAAAGGCAUUCUUCAGAGAUGUGACUUCGAGACAGAACCUCUUCCAAAGAUACCUGAGCUGAAUCUGGGGGAGUUUAAUGGACCUCUGCAGUACACAGUAUGGAAACAGAUGCUCAACAUUAUAAACCCAGUUCCUGCCCCUUUGACAUUGGACCCGGAGUCAGCGAGCUUGGACCUUGUCCUCUCCAAGGACCAGACGACAGUGAAGGGCCGCUUCAAGCUGAAAGACUGGCCAUACGGCCGGAGGACCUACCCCGCAGUGCCACACAGUCGGAAGCAGUUCAGUAAUUAUGGCUGUGUUGUCACGCGGGAAGGCUUCACUUCGGGCAAGCACUACUGGGAGGUCAACGUGGAGAGAAUGGACGAGUGGAUCGUUGGCGUGGUGAAGGAGUCCGUGAACAGGCACGAUGCAGUCCCGCUGACGCCCUCAAAUGGCUUCUGGACCUUGAGAAAGUGGAAUGGAAGUGUCUACGGUCCCGAGCACACGUGCGGUUUUGACGUAAAUCUGAGGAGGGUGGGAGUCUGCGUGGACCACCAGAGAGGGCAGGUGUCCUUUUAUAAUGGCGAUGACAUGACACACCUCUGCACCGCAACGGGUCAGUUCAGAGAGAAGAUCUACCCUUUCUUCCUGCCUUUUCCACAGACCGUGACUAAGGAGGCACUGAAUCUGUUCCACUUGAAACUGUAGCUCAACGGGACACAGACGAGUGCCUGCUCGGAGCAUCUCUCCUUCCAGGAAUAGGGGAAGCGAGUGGAAUUUUGGAAGUUGCUGCUGAAGGAAUAACAACAACCACAAGACAUUAGCGAGACUGCCCUUGGAGUAUUGUGUACACUUUUGAGUGUGUUACUUGAGUAGGGAUGGAGUUGUAUUGGAGGUGGUUCAGAGGAGGCCCACUGGAUUGACUCCAGAGAUGAGGGGUUUAUCUUAUGAAGAGAGAUUGAGCAGUUUAGGUCCAUACUUGCUUGAGUUUAGAAGAACUAGUGGAGAUCUGAUCGAGGAAUAUCAGAUGCGCGAGGGGAUGGACAAAGUGGACACAGAGAAGAUGUUUCCUCAUGUUGGGCAACGUAGAACGAGAUCAUCAUUUUAGAGUAAGGGAGUAACAGACGUAAAACUGGGGUGAGGAGAAAUUACUUAUCUCUGAGCCUUGAAUCCGUGGAGUUCACUUCCCAAGAGUGUGGUGGAUGCUGGGACACUGCGGCAAUUUAAGGAGGAGAUAAACAGAUUUUUAAUUAGCAAUAGGUUGAAACAUUAUGGGCAGGGUGCAGGAAAGUGGAGUUGAGGUCGAGAUGAGAUCAGCCGCAUUCGUAUCAAAUGGGUGGAUGAGACCCGAGGGGCUGAAUGGUCUACUCCCUGCUCCGAGUUCUAAUGCUCCCCGGUCUGACCGUCCGGCAAGUUAAUGUCACAGCUCACUUGCCCUGUGCCAAGCAGUUCUAUCGAGGAUGCAAAGCCGCAAUUGGCUUGACUGGCAGGACAUUGUUUCUUCAAACUGGAAUUCAUGUCAUGUCAUGUUGCUGUGGGCUCGGUGGGUCCCAGUAACUAUGAGAACACAAACUUGUUUAUGGGAAUCGCAAAUAUGGAUGCUGGAGAUCUGAGGCAGAAGCAGAAAGUGCAGGAGAAACUCAGCAUCCUGAGAGAUGAGAGAGAGAGAGAGGGAAAAACAGCGUCAAUGUUUCCAGUCUGGUGGGCCUUGGUCAGAAGAGUUCUGAGAAUCUCCAGCGCUUUCUGGUUUUGACUUGUGUAGUCCUUUCCCAGGCAUUUUGUUUGCUGGAGCAAUGGACAGCGGUAAAUGAGGCUCCAGCUCACAAGGGAGAAGCUCCUAUUCUGACUGAGUGCUGGUGGCACUUAUUGUAAGGGUGUACACACUGACAUUCCACUUUUCUGAAUACCUUCAGGGCUCACCAUCCUCAGUCAUCAGUUGCCAGAGUGGGUCUUGAACCUGGAAUUCCUGGGACACAGACAGUAAAACAACCCUGCCUGUCACAUUUACCUCCCCCCCCCCCCAUAUCUUCCUGCUGCACCACUUUUGCUAAGAACUUUGGUGUUUUUAAUUUCUUUCCAAUAAAAAUGAUUGAAGUUUU
This is a messenger RNA of Chiloscyllium plagiosum (whitespotted bambooshark), 2137 nucleotides long. The record is from RefSeq and is a predicted model, not a curated record. Lineage: Eukaryota; Metazoa; Chordata; Chondrichthyes; Orectolobiformes; Hemiscylliidae.